AUGAGCCAACCAUUAUCUCAUUAAUAAUACAGAGAUUUAAAUUCCAGCACCCAAAGCUCUGAAGGUGAAGAUUAUGUUCCAAAAAGAAUUGUUUCUAAAUCAAAUACAAGGAAAAUCCACAAAAUACCUAUCGAACAAUAGAAACAGCUAUUUAGAUAGGUAUUCUAAGAAGGAAAAUAGAUAAAGGAGGUUGCCAAAACCUUAGAUCUCAAUUAUUCUAGUGCUAAAUCUCUCAUUCACUAUUACAAAAAUAACAAACGCUCAGUUCCAGUUGCUAUUCUUGAUGUACUCAAUACAAAAAAAACAACCGGAUAUAGGGUUUCUAAAACAAUACCCUAAAAUAAUAAGAAUCUAAAAAUAGAAGUAAGGGAAAAUAAUGAACUCAUUCGUUCUUAUUGCUUCUAUGAAGACUUAGCAUCCAUCAAUUGA
Molecule: messenger RNA, 429 nt
Organism: Paramecium tetraurelia
Lineage: Eukaryota; Ciliophora; Oligohymenophorea; Peniculida; Parameciidae
Exons: 2
Source: RefSeq, a predicted model, not a curated record